Molecule: messenger RNA, 1599 nt
Organism: Eremomyces bilateralis CBS 781.70
Lineage: Eukaryota; Fungi; Ascomycota; Dothideomycetes; Eremomycetales; Eremomycetaceae
Product: homoserine acetyltransferase
Exons: 2
Coding region: 1-1599 (532 amino acids)
Biological process (GO): L-homoserine metabolic process
Molecular function (GO): homoserine O-acetyltransferase activity; L-serine O-acetyltransferase activity
Source: RefSeq, a predicted model, not a curated record
AUGCAAACGCUCCGCCAGUUCCUCAGUCCGGCUCCGUCACGUGGCUUCCGAUAUCGCCGACUCCCCUCCACAUCCCGCAUCCCCUCCACCGCCCGCCACAACUCCUCGCACGCUCGAAACCUUCACCACCAAACCCCCUUCCACUCCUCCGCUGCCGAAGCUCCCCAACAGCAACAAUAUCCCGACCCCCUCCCAUCCACCAACCCCGCCCUCUCCUUCCCCUGCCUCGACCACGUCGAAACCCGCUCCGCCACCCUCUCCCGACGCGCCCCCGGUGCCGGCCCAGAACCCUCCUACACCACCGGCCGCACCGACACCUUCCACAGCACCGACCCCCUCCUCCUUGACUGGGGCGGCAUCCUCCCUUCGUUCGCGAUCGCCCACGAGUCCUGGGGGACGCUCAACGCGGACCGCAGCAAUGCGAUCCUGCUGCACACUGGGCUGAGUGCGAGCAGCCACGCGGCGAGCACGGCGGCGAACGAAAAGCCGGGGUGGUGGGAGCGGUUUAUCGGGCCGGGGCGGCCGUUGGAUACGGAGCGAUUUUUUAUCGUGUGUACGAAUGUGGUGGGGGGGUGCUAUGGGAGCACGGGGCCCGGAAGCGUGGAUCCGGCGAAUGGGGAGCGGUAUGCGACGCGGUUUCCGAUCUUGACGAUGGAGGAUAUGGUAAGGGCGCAGUUUCGGUUAUUGGAUUCGCUGGGGGUGCGGAGGCUGUAUGCGAGUGUGGGGAGUAGUAUGGGGGGAAUGCAGAGCUUGGCGGCGGGAACACUGUUUCCGGAGCGGGUGGGGAGGGUUGCGAGUAUUAGCGGGUGCGCGAGGAGUCAUCCGUACAGUAUUGCGAUGCGGCACACUCAGCGACAAGUCCUUAUGAUGGACCCGAACUGGAACCGCGGCUUCUACUACGACGGCAUCCCCCCGCACGCCGGCAUGAAGCUCGCCCGCGAAAUCGCCACCGUCACCUACCGCAGCGGCCCCGAAUGGGAGCAGCGCUUUGGCCGGCGCCGCGCCGAUGCCUCGCGCCCGCCCGCCCUCUGCCCGGACUUCCUCAUCGAAACCUACCUCGACCACGCCGGCGAGAAGUGGUGCCUCGAAUACGACCCCAACAGCCUCCUGUACGUCUCGAAGGCCAUGGACCUGUUCGACCUCGGCGCGGAACAUCGGGAGAUGAUCGCGGGGUUGCGCGGCAAGAAUCAGUAUAAGCUAGAUGCGUACCGGCAGGGGGAGACGCUGGAGACGGCGGAGGCGGCGGAUCUGUGUACGUUGACGCUGCCGGAGACGCCGUACCAGGAGACAGGGGACGCGGAGGCGACGCUCGAGGAGGCGGCCGCGGCGGACAUAGGCGCUUCGGACGAGCCGCCGGCGGAUCUGGUGGCGGGGAUGCGCCCGCUUGCGGACACACCGACGCUGGUAUUAGGAGUCGCGUCCGAUAUUUUGUUCCCGUCGUGGCAGCAGCGGGAGAUUGCGGAGACAUUGCGGAAAGCGGGGAAUAAGAAGGUGAUGCAUGUGGAGUUGGGGGUGGAGCAAAGUAUGUUCGGACAUGAUACGUUCCUGUUGGAUUUGGAGAACGUGGGGGGGGCGCUGAAGCGAUUCUUGGAGCGGUGA